Hippocampus zosterae (dwarf seahorse) is the source of this 1378-nucleotide messenger RNA. Its product is annotated as zona pellucida sperm-binding protein 4-like. Gene Ontology annotation, cellular component: egg coat. The record is from RefSeq and is a predicted model, not a curated record. The transcript is spliced from 8 exons. The coding region runs from base 68 to 1327 and encodes 419 amino acids. NCBI's taxonomy places the organism in Eukaryota, Metazoa, Chordata, Actinopteri, Syngnathiformes, Syngnathidae. Gene Ontology annotation, molecular function: structural constituent of egg coat; acrosin binding. Gene Ontology annotation, biological process: binding of sperm to zona pellucida; prevention of polyspermy.
CCAUCCAUCAAGUAUAAAACCUGCUUAUGACGUUGGAUGUGUUGUCCCUGCACUCUUGAGCACCGUCAUGGAGCAUUCCAGGAGUCUGGUUGGUGUUUUGCUGGUGAUUGUGGGACUUUUGACCGGUGACGCUGCAGCCCAGCACUGGCUGGGGGCUUGGAACAGCAACAACAUCAUCAUGCCACCUGCAUUGGUGCCGCAGAAGCAGGCGGUGGUCCCUCGUGAUGACAAAUGCAAUGUGGAGCACGACGAGAUGAUCCAGUGUGGCAGCCCUGACAUCACCAGAGAGCAAUGUGAAGUCAUCAACUGUUGUCACAAUGGACAGCAGUGCUACUAUGGCAAAGCAGUGAUUGUGCAGUGUACAAGAGAUGGCCAAUUUGUCGUGGUGGUGGCUCGUGACGCCACGUUGCCCACGGUGGAUGUGACGUCGGUCAGCCUGUUGGAAAUGAACGAUCCCACUUGCAGUGCGGUCGACACCACCCCGGCGUUUGCCAUCUUCCAGUUCUCCAUGACCCUGUGUGGCACGACGGUCAAGGAGGAAGACGGCUUUGUGGUAUACGAAAACCACAUGUCGUCAUCGUAUGAAGUGGGAAUUGGACCCCGCGGUACCAUCACCAGGGACAGUCAUUUUGAGUUGCUGUUCCAGUGUAGGUAUUCAAGCACGGGUGUGGAAGCGUUGGUCAUGGAGGUCAACGACCUUCCUUCACCUAUGCCAGUGGCUGCCGGCGGACCCCUCAGGGUGGAGCUCAGACUGGGCAAUGGCGAGUGUUUCUCAAAGGGUUGCGUUGAAGAAGAGGCGGCGUACAACUCCUUCUACACUCCAGCAGACUACCCAGUCACCAAAAUUCUGAAGCAACCGGUGUAUGUUGAGGUCCGCAUCCUUGACAGGUCUGAUCCCAACAUCGUUUUGAAUUUGGAGCACUGCUGGGCCACCACCACUCCCAAUCCUAACGACGUCCCUCAGUGGGAUCUUCUGGUUGAUGGAUGUCCCUUCAGUGACGAUCGCUACCAGACCAUUGUGGUGCCCGUGCAGGAGUCCUCCACAAUACAGUACCCAACACACUACAAGCGUUUCAUCUUCAAGAUGUUCGCCUUUGUGGAGCCAAACUACUUCAGUCCCCAGAGGGACAGGAUUUUCAUCCACUGCAACACGGCAGUGUGCCAUCCCAGCAGCACAAACUCCUGUGACCAAUCGUGCCUUCACAAACCUCGUAAACCGGUGAGUGCAGCCCACAGGUCUCCAAGCCAUGAUGUGGUUUCUAGCAGCCAGGUGAUCAUGGCCCCAAUGAGGGGCCGCUCUCCUGGGCCUCUGAAAAAAUGGAAAUGACCACCUACCCAAAACCGAUCAUGACUUUUAAUAAAGGCUUGUUAUAAAGCG